UCCGGGAUCCGGCAACUUUGGGUAGCGCAUGCGCGCCCGCGGCGCUCCAUCCCAAACACACACACAUUUUUCCCCCGGACUUGGAAAGUCACCCAAAGCCGCCCCAAGUGCAGGUAAACAGACCUCGCUGAGUGAAGGCAAAGACCCUCUCCAGCCCACCUGCCUUUCCCGCUGUUACGGCGUCGACCCGUCCUGUAGAAGGGGGUCCUGCAACUCUUGUGGUGUGUGUUGGAAUGGACUUCGGACCCCAGCUUCUUGGGAUGCAAAGGAUGAAGUGACGCCCCCACUGCGAGAGAGGAGCCUCUAGGACCCACUACAAGAGUUUGGGACCAAAGAGAGGAGAAUGGAUCUUGGUACAGCUGAAGGCACCCGGUGCCCUGACCCGCCUGCAGGCAAGCCCGCGAUGGCGGCCAAACGCAAAGGCGGCCUGAAGCUCAACGCCAUCUGCGCCAAGCUGAGCCGCCAGGUGGUGGUGGAGAAGGGAGCGGAGGCCGAGGACAGCCCACUGCGGCCCCGGGACAAAGUGCGCAGUGGCCCUGAGUCGGGGGUGGCCCGGGCCCCCCGCAGCGAAGAGGACAAGAGGCGGGCGGUGAUUGAGAAGUGGGUGAACGGGGAGUACAGCGAGGAGGCGGCACCCACACCCGUGCUGGGGCGGACUGCCCGGGAGGGUCUGGAGCUGCCACCCGAGGGCGUCUACAUGGUGCAGCCCCAGGGCUGCAGCGACGAGGAAGACCACGGCGAGGAGCCUCCCAAGGAUGGCAGCGUCAUGGAGAAGGACUCGGACGGGGCAGCCUCCAAGGAUGAUAGUGGUCCCAGUGCCAAGCAGGCUUCAGGAGAGGCCUCCUCGCUGCGGGACUACGCGGCCUCCACCAUGACCGAGUUCCUUGGCAUGUUUGGCUAUGAUGACCAGAACACGAGGGACGAGCUGGCCGGGAAGAUCAGCUUCGAGAAGCUGCACGCGGGCUCCACGCAGGAGGCAGCCACCUCCUCCGCGCUGCCCGCCUCCGAGGACGCCCUCAGCAAGCGGGCGCGGUUCUCCAAGUAUGAGGAGUACAUCCGCAAGCUCAAGGCCGGCGAGCAGCUGUCCUGGCCGGCCCACGGCACCACAGCCGAGGGGCGGGCCGGCAAGGAGGCCCUGGGCCCCCUGCCUGGCCUGCGGCUGCCCAGUAGCACCGCGCACCUGGAGACCAAGGCCACCAUCCUGCCCCUGCCCUCACACAGCAGUGUCCCCAUGCAGGGCCUGGUGGCCCGUGCCUCCAAGUACGACUUCUUCAUCCAGAGACUGAAGACGGGUGAGAACCUGCGGCCCCAGAAUGGGAGCGCCUACAAGAAGCCGUCUAAGUACGACCUGGAGAACGUCAAGUACCUGCACCUCUUCAAACCCGGGGAGGGCAGCCCCGACAUGGGAGGGGCCAUCGCCUUCAAGACGGGCAAGGUGGGGCGCCCCUCCAAGUACGACGUCCGGGCCAUCCAGAAGCCGGGCCCCGCCAAGGUUCCGCCCACCCCCAGCCUGGCUCCUGCACCCCUCGCCAGCGUGCCCACUGCUCCCAGUGCCCCCGGGCCAGGCCCUGAGCCACCUGCCUCCCUGCCUUUCAACACUCCCGAGUACCUGAAGUCAACCUUCUCCAAAACAGACUCCAUCACCACGGGGACCGUCUCCACUGUCAAGAACGGAUUGCCCACAGAUAAACCAGCUGUCACUGAAGAUGUAAACAUUUACCAGAAAUAUAUUGCCAGGUUCUCAGGCAGUCAGCACUGUGGCCACAUCCAUUGCGCCUACCAGUACCGCGAGCACUACCACUGCCUCGACCCCGAGUGCAACUACCAGAGGUUCACGAGCAAGCAGGACGUGAUCCGGCACUACAACAUGCACAAGAAGCGGGACAACUCCCUGCAGCACGGCUUCAUGCGCUUCAGCCCACUGGACGACUGCAGCGUCUACUACCACGGCUGCCACCUCAACGGGAAAAGCACCCACUACCACUGCAUGCAGGUGGGCUGUAACAAGGUGUACACGAGCACAUCGGACGUGAUGACCCACGAGAACUUCCAUAAGAAGAACACCCAGCUCAUCAACGACGGCUUCCAGCGCUUCCGAGCCACCGAGGACUGCGGCACGGCCGACUGCCAGUUCUACGGGCAGAAGACCACGCACUUCCACUGCAGGCGCCCCGGCUGCACAUUCACCUUUAAGAACAAGUGUGACAUCGAGAAGCACAAGAGCUACCACAUCAAGGACGACGCCUACGCCAAGGAUGGCUUCAAGAAGUUCUACAAGUACGAGGAGUGCAAGUAUGAGGGCUGUGUGUACAGCAAGGCCACCAACCACUUCCACUGCAUCCGCACCGGCUGCGGCUUCACCUUCACCUCCACCAGCCAGAUGACCUCCCACAAGCGCAAGCACGAGCGCCGGCACAUUCGCGCCUCAGGCUCGGGCGUGCUGGGGCUGCCGCCCUCGCUGCUGGGCGCCAAGGACACGGAGCACGAGGAGUCCAGCAACGACGACCUGGUUGACUUCUCUGCCCUGAGCAGCAAGAACUCCAGCCUCAGCGCCUCCCCCACCAGCCAGCAGUCCUCCGCCUCCCUGGUCACCGCCACUGCCACCUCCGAGGCUGGGCCCAGUGCCACCAAGCCUCCCAACAGCAAGAUCUCGGGGCUGCUGGCCCAGGGCCUGCCUGGCUCCAUCCCCCUGGCGCUGGCCCUCUCCAGCUCGGGCCUGCCCAGCGCUGCGCCCUGCUUCCCCAUCCUCCCGGGCCGGGGCAACACUUCCCUGACCGUGGGUGCCCCCGGCCUCAUGGGCACCAUGUCGUCAGGGACAGCAGCCUCAGUAACCCCCGACACACCCGCUCUGGCUGCCUCGGGAGCUGGUGACUCGGCCUCAGCGGCAGCUGCCUCUGUCCCGGUGCCCCCUGCCUCCAUCAUGGAGAGGAUCUCUGCGAGCAAGGGCCUCAUCUCACCCAUGAUGGCCCGGCUGGCUGCGGCCGCCCUCAAGCCCUCUGCCACCUUUGACCCAGGAAAUGGGCAGCAGGCCACCCCUGCCAGGUUCCCCCCAGCCCCGGUGAAGCAGGAGCCCGGUGAGAGUGCUGGCGCCCCAGGUCCCCACGAGGCCUCCCAGGACCGCAGUUUAGACCUGACUCUGAAGGAGCCCAGUAAUGAAUCAAAUGGCCACGCAGUCCCGGCAAAUUCAUCUCUUUUAUCCUCGCUUAUGAAUAAGAUGUCUCAGGGCAAUCCCAGCCUCGGCAGCCUGUUGAACAUCAAGGCAGAAGCGGAGGGGAGCCCCGCCGGGGAGUCCUCGCCCUUCCUGGGCAAGGCCGUGAAGGCGCUGGUUCAGGAGAAGUUGUCAGAGCCCUGGAAGGUCUACCUUCGCAGGUUUGGCACCAAGGACUUCUGCGACGCGCAGUGUGACUUCCUGCACAAGGCCCACUUCCACUGCGUGGUGGAGGAGUGCGGCGCGCUUUUCAGCACCCUGGACGGGGCCAUCAAGCACGCCAACUUCCACUUCCGGACAGAGGGAGGAGCAGUGAAAGGAAAUGUGGAGGCUUCCUUCCUGGCCUCGGCUGCUGAGACCAAACCUUCCUUGGCCCCCUCACCCCCUCCAGCGCCUCCCAUCACCACGGCCACGGCUUCCUCUCUCGAGGGGCCCACUCCCAGCCUGGCUGCAGUGCCCUCCAGCCCCACCCUGCUCGCCUGGAAGCAGCUGGCUUCCACCAUACCCCAGAUGCCUCAGAUUCCAGCGUCAGUGCCUCACCUGCCCACCUCGCCCUUGGCAACGACUUCUCUAGAAAACGCCAAGCCCCAGGUCAAACCCGGAUUCCUCCAGUUCCAGGAGAAGUGAGUCCCUCGAUGAGCCGGGAGCCCUGUGUCCCCCAUGUGUCUCGGGAGUAGGUGCUAGUAAGGGCAGCUGAGGAGGCCCUGCUCCUUCCCCUGCGGUAGCCCAGGCUGUCCCCAGCCUCUCUGGGACACGGUCACUGGGUGAUGUCCUUCUAGCCAAAGUUGCUGCUGCUCAGACCUCACUGCCUAUUCCCGGAGCAGGUGGCCGGGGUGGGGGGAGAUGGUGGAGGUAGUGGCCACUGUUCCAGAGAGGCCACUGGUGACGCUGCGAGGACCAGCCUGGGUGGGCCAGGAGUGGCGGUCCUCGCCCGGCAAGGCGGGCUGCGUCUCCCUCCGGGUCCCCUUGUUGGUCUCUGUGGCUCACACCCAUGGUUGAGUCUCUGCAGGGCAAGCAAAGUCAUAGGUGGGCGGCGAGGGGGCUAGGCCCUCCUCUGGACACCCCCCCCCCAACCUGCACAAUGGUCUGAGCUCUCAGGGGUGGAAGGGAGGGACCUUCCUCGCUGGAUGGUGGUGUCUCCCUGCGGCGAGAACGGUGACUCUGUAUCAUGAUAUGUGCGGCUUCCUGUUCUCAAUAAAAGUAAUAAAUUGGA
Molecule: messenger RNA, 4421 nt
Organism: Lipotes vexillifer (Yangtze River dolphin)
Lineage: Eukaryota; Metazoa; Chordata; Mammalia; Artiodactyla; Lipotidae
Gene: CASZ1
Product: castor zinc finger 1
Exons: 16
Coding region: 344-3835 (1163 amino acids)
Biological process (GO): positive regulation of transcription by RNA polymerase II; regulation of neuron differentiation
Cellular component (GO): nucleus
Molecular function (GO): DNA-binding transcription factor activity, RNA polymerase II-specific; RNA polymerase II transcription regulatory region sequence-specific DNA binding
Source: RefSeq, a predicted model, not a curated record